GUUGAUAUACCGUGAUGUCAAAUCAGACCUCACCAAGAAAGUUAGGUUUCAACCAAAUGAAGGAAGCAACAAAGAAGCGAGUGACAAAAAUGUAAAGGAUUAUGUGGAUAGUGUGAAGAUUUAUAACAACUACUGGGCAGAGGGGAACUCACCUCCUACAGUACAGGACAACACCACUGAGGACCAACAGCAGAGUAGAUGUACUGCAUAGUUAUACAGAAGUCAUGAACAGGACCUUCCAUUUUAACUGGAUUCAUACAUAGAGAGAAAAGGUGACAUACUGUGAUGUCUGAGGAUAUCUAUGCCAAACCAGACCUCACCAAGAAAGUUAGGUUUCAAAGAAAUGAGGCUGGCAAUGAAGAAGAGAGUGACAAAAAUAUAAAGGAUUAUGUGGAUAGUGUGAAGAUUUAUGACAACUUCUGGGCAGAGGGGAACUCACCUCCUACAGUAGAGGACAACACCACUGAGGACCAACAGCAGAUUAAUUCUGUCGAUGUGAAUUCAGAGAAGAGAAACUACGUCAAAACUGCUUUACUGCUCUUGGGACUGCUGUGUUUUCUCCUCCUGGUUGCUGUCAUUGUCUUAAUGAGCAUCAGCAUAGCCAGUUGGCGCUCAGAAAGAAAUCUGAGAAUGGAGCUUCAGGAAAGCAAUGGAAAUUUGGAAAGGUCUAAUCAGAACCUGACCAAAAGGAGCAGACUGUUAGAAGAUGAGAAAACCAACCUGACCAUUGAGAGAGACCAGUUAGAGGCAAUCAACACCAAUCUGACUAAAGAAAGAGAUGAGUUGCAUAAGCAGCUUCUGGAGGCAUCUUCUUGUCCUGAUUUUUGGACAAGGUUUGGUGGUCAUUGUUAUUUUAUUCCCAACUCAAAAAAAAACCUGGCAUGUCAGCAAACAGGACUGUGAAAACCGUGGUGCAACACUUGCAGUUGUAUCUAAUGAAGAGGAACAGAGAUUCAUCAGCUCAUUGAAGCGGCGUUUGUGGAUUGGUCUGAAUGAUCUUGAGGAAGAAGGUGUCUGGAAAUGGGUCAAUGGAGAAAAUGUUGGCAGAACGUACUGGAAACGUGGACAGCCGGAUAAUUGUUGUAGAGGAGAAGACUGUGGUGAGCUUUUGGGUCAAGAGAAGGACCCUCUGAUAAACUGGAAUGAUCGAUCUUGCAAACAGGAAGAAUUCUUCAUCUGUGAAAAGGCAUUUCAGUAAAAAUGUAUUUGACUCUUGUGACUGAUUUCACAUUUGUCUUCUUCUAAUGCAUGUAAAAUCAGAGUCAACCCCCCCAAAAAAAACAAACAAAUAAACAGAAAUGUUAC
This is a messenger RNA of Sphaeramia orbicularis (orbiculate cardinalfish), 1305 nucleotides long. RefSeq lists its product as uncharacterized. NCBI's taxonomy places the organism in Eukaryota, Metazoa, Chordata, Actinopteri, Kurtiformes, Apogonidae. The coding region runs from base 286 to 903 and encodes 205 amino acids. Gene Ontology annotation, cellular component: plasma membrane. The transcript is spliced from 7 exons. Gene Ontology annotation, molecular function: transmembrane signaling receptor activity. The record is from RefSeq and is a predicted model, not a curated record.